Oncorhynchus nerka (sockeye salmon) is the source of this 2429-nucleotide messenger RNA. RefSeq names its product cyclin-dependent kinase 5 activator 1-like. Gene Ontology annotation, cellular component: cytoplasm; protein kinase 5 complex; growth cone. The coding region runs from base 814 to 1755 and encodes 313 amino acids. NCBI's taxonomy places the organism in Eukaryota, Metazoa, Chordata, Actinopteri, Salmoniformes, Salmonidae. Gene Ontology annotation, molecular function: protein kinase binding; cyclin-dependent protein serine/threonine kinase activator activity. The record is from RefSeq and is a predicted model, not a curated record. The transcript is spliced from 2 exons. Gene Ontology annotation, biological process: axon guidance; brain development.
ACGAUUGCGAGAGCGACAUAGCAGAAACAGCAGCCUACAGCGUGGACCAAUAGGAUGGCUGCAUAUCAGGUUCACAGCCAACCCGAGUAUCCGCAGAUGCCUGCAUCAAAGCGUUGAGAUUUUUGCUGGGUUGCUUAAGGAUAAGCCCUCUAUUUUUAGAAUCUGUAGUAUACAUUUUAUCGUUUUAUUUUCAAUGUUUAAAUCUUCAUUUUCUUCUUUCUCGACUUUCCCUACGGCGUGUUUGAGAGAAACACCCCCCUCUGUCUGCUUCGUCGCGAGGACUGCGAUAACAGCCGUGCUAUUGAUUUUUGCUCUUCAAUGGAAUACAUUUCUACUCUAAUAGCGAGUGUUGGCAAUACAUUUCGCAUCUGCUGUGUGCCGGUAUUGCCCUCUAUGAGAAAGAGACUAUUCCAUUACUCUUAGCUGAAGAUUGAGAAACCACACAUAGACACAACAAGAACCGGGAAACGUUCAUCCAUAGAGCGUUCAGUUCCAUAGCGCCUUGUCUUGCUCCCCCCUAGAUACCCCAGGACCGUGGACAGCGCUUGUGCCAGUGGCCGCAGCUCGGUGUGAAAAACAACUAUUAGGCCUAUCGGUUAAUCACAAUCAUAACAUGAUACUCAAGAAUUGACUACAAGUAAAGAUUUACAAGCCGUGGUUCUAUAUGGAUUAAACCAGAAGACUGAUUUGAAGGUACCAUUUCCCCUCUCAGAGAACAAGCAUCUUUGGUUCUUCCCAUUAAAAUCACUUUUGUCAGAUCCCUCAGAGAAGAGAACCAACACUCCAUCCAUAGCUCUCUACCCCAGAGGAACCAUGGGUACUGUACUGUCCCUCUCCCCCAGCUACCGGAAAGCGGCCCUGUUCGAGGAUGGCCCGGCCACUGUCGGCCAUUACACGGCCGUCCAGAACAGCAAGAACUCCAAGGACGCCAAGAGCCUCAAGCGCCAGUCCCUCAUCAGCGUGUUGCCAUGGAAACGCAUUGUGGCGGUAUCGGCCAAACGGAAAGGUUCCAAAAAGCUCCCAACCGACGACGGGCAGAAGGCCAGCACUGAGCACACCAUCACCAACAGCCAGAAGCUGAAGAAGUCCCAGUCCUGCGCCAACCUGUCCUCUUUCACCACGCAGGAACCCACCAUAGCUGCCACCAUCCCCACCUCCAAGACCGUCUCCAACGUGGCCGCAGCCACCAAGAAGAACUCGCUGACCGGUUCCACUGGGGGCCAGGCAACGAACGCGGGCACGCCCAAGCGGGUGAUCGUCCAGGCCUCCACCAGCGAGCUAAUGCGUAGUUUGGGUGAGUUCCUGUGCCGGCGCUGCUACCGGCUGAAGCGCCUGUCGCCCACCGACCCGGUGCUGUGGCUGCGAAGCGUGGACCGCUCCCUCCUCCUCCAGGGCUGGCAGGACCAGGGCUUCAUCACCCCGGCCAACGUGGUCUUCCUUUACAUGCUGUGCCGCGAUGUGGUCUCCUCCGAGGUGGCCAGCGAGCGGGAGCUGCAAGCCUCUCUGCUCACCUGCCUCUACCUGUCCUACUCCUAUAUGGGCAACGAGAUCUCCUACCCGCUCAAGCCCUUCCUGGUGGAGGCUGAGAAGGAGGCCUUUUGGGACCGCUGCCUGGAAAUCAUCAACCGCAUGAGUGGCAAGAUGCUGCAGAUCAACUCUGACCCGCACUACUUCACCCAGGUGUUCGCCGACCUCAAAAACGAGAGCAAGAAGGAGGAAGAGAAGACAAGGUUGUUGAUAGGCCUUGACCGAUAAGAGGAACCGUGGGAAGAUGGUAAAGGGAGGAUCAGGGGAGAAGUGGGACGGGUGGGAUGUGGAUAGGGUCAGGGUGGCACGCACGACUACAAAAAGAACACACGUGUUGUCUGGUGUUCCCAUCUUGUAUUAGUAGGACAUUUAUUUAGCUGGAGGCCCAUAAUGGCCAAUCAGGAGGCUCUGGUGUCAUAUAUCAUGUUAACAAGGCCAAUGUUUGGGCAUUAUAGUACUUACAGACAAUCACACAGAUACAAUUACUGAUAAUCUUUAUGUUGAGUGAACAGUAAAAUACUGCCUUCAGGACAUUUGAUAACAGAGAUGCAGCUUGGUCUGGGGCUGGACACAUAUUACAUAUUACUUCAACAGCAGCCAAACCAGACAAGAUUACAUUGAUAGAAAAUGAUGACCCCUCACCAACCCAAAACAGGUAAUCAAAUGUCAGUGACUUGAGUAAAAAGAAGAAUGGCUGAGUAAAAGACAGAUACAUUUUAUGUGUCCAGAUUCAGAGUCAAGAGAAUCACUUUAGGGACUUCAGAAAGCUGUGAGGCCACUGCAUCUCUUUCCCCCUCUCGAAGCUGCAUCGGCAUCCUUACUGACCCUAAAUAUUAACACAGACAGUGGAAACACCAGACAACUUCACUGUAGUAGUCUGCUCGUGUACUGUACAUACUUAG